AUGACACCGUUUGUUGACGCUGUCGUAAAAGUGUGCGACUUGUCUUUACAUGGUAGCGGAACCACAAACGCAGAAGUUAGCUCGUAGUUAAUCACUAGAAGGCGAGCAACUUGUGCAUUUGCUUGUUAAUAAUUUGAUUAACACAGCAAAUAGUAACUUUAAUCGAAAUUUGAUGUCAUUAGCUUGUAAGGUAGUCAGCACGUAAUGUCUUGUUAGCCUAGCUUAGCGAAGUCCUUUAGCUAAGCAGCAUUGCUCAACACAGUUUUAACAGAGAUGUGUCUCAACAAGGGUGGAACUUGUUCCAGUAACACCUAGCAGCCAGUGUGACUACAAAACUGUCCUUCAUGUGUUAUUGUGGUAAACUGCCGUUGGUUAAAUAGGUUUUCUUCCAAACUGGGGCUGCCUCCGAAGCGUUCACAACAUGUUGAACAUUCCGACCCAGUCAUUCCCUGCGCCGAGUUCUCAGCAGCGGGUCGCUCCAUCCGGCCAGUCCGGGAGGAACAAGGUGGCCUUGAAGCCUGGCCACAGUCUAAUGGACUGGAUUCGGUUUUCCAAGAGUGGAAAAGAUCUGACCGGGCUCAGAGGGCGCCUGAUCGAAGUUACCCAGGAAGAGCUGCAGAAACACAACAGGAGAGAUGACUGCUGGACCUGCAUACGAGGUAUGGUUUACAAUGUGACCCCCUACAUGGACUACCACCCUGGUGGAGAAGAGGAGCUGAUGAAGGCAGCUGGAAUAGAUGGCACUGACCUGUUUGACCAGGUCCAUCGCUGGGUGAACUAUGAGUCCAUGUUAAAAGAGUGCCUGGUGGGCAAGAUGGCCAUUAAGGCCACCACAGCUAUUAAAGCUAUCAUCCCUCCUCCACCACCGACUGGCCUCGCCCCACCUAUCUCGUUGGCUCCUCCCCCAGACAAAGACUCUCGGCCUCGGUACGACUGGUUCCAAACUGAUGGGACUGUUCAUCUGGUCGUUUAUGCUAAAAGGAAGAUCCCCAGCUCAGGCUGUACCACUGUUGACUUUGAGGCUGGUGUUCUACGACUGGAAGUGCUGCUGGGGAAAAUGUCCUACAUGAUACAUUUACGUUUAGCUGAUGAAGUUGAGGGAAAUGUUGCUGUCCACACUGCCUUCUUAGUGGGAAAGAUCCAGGUCAGCUUACGCAAACAGGCUAAAGGAAAAUGGACAAGUCUUGGUCAACCGCUGGAAUUUCACAAUACAUUUCUACGCAAAAAAGACAGAGCUCUCUACUACCGGGAGUGUGUGUUGAUGUCUAAGACUGAGGUGAACCAUAACACCCAUGUGUUCAGAUUGCAACUUCCACAUGGGACUGUCAUGCAUGUGCCUGUUGGAAAACAUGUCUACCUCAAAGCCCGCAUUCAAGACACCGAGAUAGUGAGGCCAUACACUCCUGUAGAUCAGAACCUGGCAGCAGCCUCACAGGAAUCAGACCUCUACCUCAUGAUCAAAGUUUACCCUGAUGGAGUCUUCACCCCACAUCUCAACAGCCUGCACAUUGGUGACCAUAUAUCUGUUAGUGGUCCAGAGGGUACCUUCAGUCUCCCCCUUUGUGAUGUCACAUACCUCUUCCUAUUAGCAGCAGGCACAGGGUUCACGCCCAUGGCUCGCCUCAUCCAACUGGCCCUACAGGACAUUGACACCAUCAGAAAAACCAAGCUGCUCUUUUUUAACCGACAAGAGGAGGACAUUCUGUGGCGCUGUCAACUGGAUGAACUGGCUGCUAAUAAUGAGAGGUUUCAGGUGGAGUACGUCCUCUCUGAGCCCUGUGAAAGCUGGACCGUCAGAAAGGGUCGGGUGGAUGAGUCCAUGCUCAAGGAUUUCCUUAACAGGCCAGAUGGGUCCAAAUGCUAUGUGUGUGUGUGCGGCCCCACUGCCUUUACAGAGCUAACAAUAGGGUUGUUGAAGCAGCAGGGCUUCAGUGAAGAGGAGCUCUACGCCUUCCAGGGCUGAUGAGCUCUGCCUUGAUGUGUAUGUGUGUGUGUGUGUGCGUGUGUGUGUGUGUGAGAGAGAGAGAAUUUUAAUUUAUAAACUUGUGUUUGUAAGAAAUGAAAAGAACAUUGUAUUUCUAUGCACCAAAGACCUGAUGAUGCUGACAGCAGACAACACACCACAGGCUGCAUAGAAACAAAAUCACAGUGCAGUAAGAUUCUUAUGAUUCGGACAGUUUGGUCAGUGUCUGGAACAAAGUUAAUAGAGUUCAUGAAAACUAUGAGUUGAAACAUUGUAAAGGUGUGUAAAAUAAAAGCAGUAAAAUAUGCUGAGACAAAAAGAAAUUAAUGAGAUUAUGUAAACUGAUGAGGUAUAUGCAGUAUAAAAAGAGAAUUAACAUGAGCUUUGAAGUGUGUAGCAGAGGAUCUUCUGCAGACACUUAUGGAUCUUAAUGUUCCAGUUAUAAUGAUGCAGUUGCAGGAUAGUUAAAAUCACUGCAGUGAAAUAAAAUGCAUUAUGGUAAAAUUUUUAAAUGCUAGUCUCCCAUUCAUUAAGACUAGGGCAAUUUUCAUUGUUACUUCUGAUUUGAGUCUUGACUCACCCAAGUUCAUAGACAUUGAAAUUGGUCACUUUGCUGCAACAGAAAGGAAACUGUGAUGUGAAACUGUUAUGUCACUGUUCAGUACAUGAUUAUUAAUGGUAAACAAUUCAAAAAUAUUUCAUAGUUUGCAAUCACACACUCAUGUUACGUUCUAGUUGUCAGGAGGCAAGUUGCUGUGUUGACAAUGUAGUUAGCAUGGAUGUUCAUGCUGCUCAAAAGUUUGGGUGCACAGUUGGAAUCUAACUUUGUCAACAGAGAUUGCCAUAUGUGAAGGAGGCAAUAAUAGCAAACACAUUGAGGAUGGACAAAUCAGGUCAAACCAAAUGAACAUGGCAUUAAUUGGAAGUAGUGCAGCACACUGGAUAACAUUACAGCUGAGCCUGCUACUGCAGUAGAGAAGGUAGAAUUCAUUCUUCAGCACACAGCUGCUCUUUAUGUGUUGAAAACAUCCCCAGUUUAAAAACAAAUGAGCACCUGAGCUCCUCCUGGCCUGUUUCACAAAAGCCCAGCUAAAAGAUUCUGAGAUAGACCUUACAGUGCACUGGUAUCUAUCAUCAGUGACGAAACCUGGGAUCAUUGGGUGUUUCACGUCUUCCAACAUCAGACACCCUCAACCCAGCCAGGGUUGACCAGCCCCCAAUUUGUGUCCCUGCAGGACUACCCCACAGAUCACUCCUCCUGAUCAGAAGCCUCCAAUGUGUUCCUGAUGCCUCCUCUCUGUGCAGCUUCUGUAAUGUCCAGCAGCAUGGUGGAACUGCAGAGCGAUCAGCCAUAACAUUUUGACCACUGAUGGGUGAAGUGAAUAACACUGAUAAUCUCGUCAUCAUGGCACCUGGCAGUGGGUGGGAUUAUGCAGCAAGUGAACAAUUUGUCCACAAAGUUGAUGUGUUAGAAGCAGGAUAAAUGGGCAAAGGGGCCAAAUUGUGAUGGCUAGACAACUGGGUCAGCGCAUGUCCAAAACUGCAGCUCUUGUGGGGUGUUUCUGGUCUGCAGUGGUCAGUACCUAUCAUCAAAAGUGGUCCAAGGAAGGAAAAUUGGUGAACCAGCGACAGGGUCAUGGGCGGCCGAGGCUCAUUGAUGCACGUGGGGAGCAAAGGUUGGCCCGUGUGGUCCGAUCCACCAGACAAGCUACUGUAGGUCAAAUUGCUGAAAAAGUUAAUGCUGGUUCUGAUAGAAAGGUGUCGGAACACACAGUGCAUCGCAGUUUGUUGCGUAUGGGGGUUGCAUAGCCGCAGACCAAUCAGGGUGCCUAUACUGACCCCUGUCCACUGCCGAAAGCACGUACAAUGGGCACGUGAGCAUCAGAACCGGACCACGGAGCAAUGGAAGAAGGUGGCCUGGUCUGAUGAAUCACGUUUUCUUUUACAGCACAUGGAUGGCCGGGUGCGUGUGCAUUGCUUACCUGGGGAACACAUGGCACCAGGAUAUACUAUGGGAAGAAGGCAAGCAAGGAGGCAAUGUGAUGCUUUGGGCAAUGUUCUGCUGGGAAACCUUUGGUCCUGCCAUUCAUGUGGAUGUUGCAUUGACAGGUGCCACCUACCUUAGCAUUGUUGCAGACCAUGUACACCCUUUCGUGGAAACGGUAUUCCCUUAUGGCACUGGCCUCAUUCAGCAGGAUAAUGCGCCUUGCCAUAAAGCAAAAAUGGUUCAGGAAUGGUUUGAGGAACACAAGAGUUCAAGGUGUUGACUUGACCUCCAAAUUCCCCAGAUCUCAAACCAAUCGAGCAUCUGGGAUGUGCUGGACCAACAAGUCCAAUCCAUGGAGGCCCCACCUCGCAACUUACAGGACUUAAAGGAUCUGCUGCUAAGGUCUUGGUGCCAGAUACCACAGCACACCUUCAGAGGUCUAGUGGAGUCCAUGCCUCGAAAUGUCAGGGCUGUUUUGGCGUCAAAAGAAGGACCUACACAAUAUUAGGCAGGUGGUCAUAAUGUUAUGGCUGAUCGGUGUAAAGCUCUACGUCCUGAUUAUUUUUUAUCUUGUGUGCCUCCGAUCUGACAGUAGGACAAUGUCAUGCCUCAGUACUAACAGUGUAAUGGUUUUAGGGAACUUGAACCCCUUACCCAUGUCCACAUGCAGCUCUGUCACUGCAAUGAGUAGGCCUGUUGACACCCUCGACUGUGGUUGAGGCUACUCACCAGCUCUCAUGAAUACAGUGUGCUUCCUAAGCGCGUGGAGGUGGUUGCGGCUGUUGAUGUCUUAUGCGACACUGCUUCAGCACCUGGUCAAGGUGCCUGCAAUGGCAGCCUUUUCACAGGGCCUUCUGGUAGCUGCUCAGGAUAUACUCCACAGUUCCUCCUUGGGAUCUCAGCACCUCACGCUUGCCCAAUGCAAUGGGAUUAGACUGACAUAUCAAAGCAUUCCUACACAAUCUGAAUCAUGAAUUUAAUGCGCUGGGGUUCUGCCUGCCAAAUGUCAGACCAAGAAAGCUCCUUCUCCUGCGCACUCAAGCCUUGUCAGUGCCUGCCUGCACAUCCUCCUGGACUGGUUGAUGUCUGUCCUUGCCCUGGACCUAGUCAUAGCAAAUGGCAGGUAAGCUGCCUAGCCCCACCUGACCUAUAGCUGCCAUCCCUCACCAGAGCCCUAUACCUCAGCUGAGAGUCAGCGACUUCCAUUGUCUAUAGUUCGCUCCACUUCCUCCCAGAUCGUCCACUCUUUCGUCUAGUGACCACAGAUGAUGUUACCAGUAAGACAGGGAACAUUGUUUGCUGCUGAAGUCAGAUUCUCAAUAUUUUACCAAAAAAAAAAAAAAGUAGAAGGCAAAAAUUGCCAGUGGUGAAACUAAAAAGCUCAGAUCAGACCAAAUCUCGGGUGGAAAGAAGCACUAGUUUGCAACUGUCAUGUCUCCUUGCUUAAUGCAUCCUAUGUUUGUGCCAGAACUACAGAUUGGUAUCAGCAAAACCUAGACAAUACCAUCUCUGCUGUUGGGUGUGGUCAGAAGUGCUACACAGAUGAUAUUUCAAUUGUGUAGUUACUCUUAAAGUGGUAUCCUUGAAAUUCUUUUUUUGAGCCACAACUAAGUGCUACUGUGAUGUGUCUUCACUGCACUUCACCACAUGCUACAUCACCAUAAUGAACAAAUAAGAAACCCAUGGCAUUCACAAACUACGUGGAAUGAGUGGGGAGCUUGUGCUUCAAUGAGUGGAUAGAUUUUUUCAACAGUGUCUCCCCAAAAUUACUGUAACAAAUACAAGCUCCUUUUGAAAGCAGGUAUGAACACCUUGGGCAGAGAGUCUGUCCACUCCAAACGUCUGGCUGUCAUCGUCACUGCGAGACUGAUGUUGCUGUGUUGUUAGCUUCAGGGCCCAUUAGUUUUACACCUGUGCUUGCAGUUAAUGAUGACAGGCGAAUCUACUUUCCCAGUAGGCUUUUAAAGGGCUUGUUUGUGCCACAGCUUGAUUCUUUUAAUUUUCUUUGUGACAAAGCUGAAAACUGUGCUCCUAGGCAAAGCAAAACGCCACUGUUUGAGUUUCUAAGGGUGGCACUCUUCUGUUUUAAGCUGUGGCUCAGUUUUUCCUUUUAUUCCAAGCAAAUCACACAGGGAUUUUGCCGGGUAAAGACUCAUAAGACACUGAAGAACAGAAAAUGUGCCUAUUCAGACAUAGUGUAGCAAAACAGAUAUUCACGCACAAAGUAAACCCAACAUCAGGUACAGCUAUCUGCUCUCAGGUUACAGCCAGUUUUAUUGAAGCCAGUAAUGUCCAAUCCUGUGCCAUGAAAAGACUUAAUACUUGCCAAACAUGACAGCUGCUCAUUUGAUCAACACAGUUUGAAUCAGGAGGAGGAAGAAAUCUGUGAAAUGAGCUGGUCAACUGGAAGGAAAACUUGUAUGUCACAGUACUGGACACCAGGCUUAGAGGAAACUGGAUUACUGUUACAUACAGAUGCUCUGUGGAUGACUAUUCAUUAGGAAUAGUGCAAUUUGUAUAUGUAAUAUGCUACAUGCUGUAUCUCCAUUGUUAACUUUGUGUCAUUCUUAUUUCAUGUAUAGACUACAAGGGCUAGACUGAUACACAGUAUGUCAGUAUAUGGGACAAUUAUUGUCAUUCAAUCAUUCAAAAUGUGCCAGUCACUACAGUCCACCUGUAAGAUAUAAUGCAGUUUCCUGUAUAGUUUCUAAGUGCUGUUUCAAAAGCUUUUCCACUCAGUUCCAAACAGUUCUGGGGGAAUUACUGAAUACUUUCUUGGCAUGACAAAUGAAAAAAUUAUUAUACUGAAUAUUGCCACAACAUUCUGGCAGCAUCAUUACAUAUAUACAUUAAAAGGCCCAUGUAAGCUAAACCCCAGUACUUACUUCUGUUUUGUUUUGCUAAUUUUCUUCUCAAGAAGUAAUUAAAGAAGCCCUCCUAUGGCUUGGUAAGUCUAAAUAAAGCUGUGGUUCCUUCUGGUA
This is a messenger RNA of Siniperca chuatsi (mandarin fish), 6931 nucleotides long. Its product is annotated as cytochrome b5 reductase 4. Gene Ontology annotation, cellular component: endoplasmic reticulum. Gene Ontology annotation, biological process: superoxide metabolic process; generation of precursor metabolites and energy. Lineage: Eukaryota; Metazoa; Chordata; Actinopteri; Centrarchiformes; Sinipercidae. The record is from RefSeq and is a predicted model, not a curated record. Gene Ontology annotation, molecular function: heme binding; oxidoreductase activity.